AUGGAGAGGCCCUUGGAGGCUUUGGAAACUUCCAGACGGAGGCGCGCUUUGGUGGCUUGUAUUCCGUGCAGGGAGCGCAAGCGAAAAUGCGAUGGACAGGAUCCCUGCUGCACUUGCAUCUCAUGGGGAUAUGAAUGUAACUACCUCGCUCGUCGCCGUCGUCGAUCCCGAAAAGUUAGAGCCACGACGCCGGAUACUCAAGUGGACCUUCAUCGUACUUCUGUACAGAAGAAUCCCGUCCUUCAGACUGUCCAGACAUCGAAACCCACUGACACAGAUCGCAUCGAGCUUGUUCGACGCCUCGAAGCCAACUCAGGGGCCGCAUUUGUCAGGAAGCUGGGCCUCAAAAUCGAUCCGGCUAGAGCACCUAAGCUCAACUUAUUUAGCUGGAACAUUGGCGCCAGAGCAUGUGCAUCUCCAAUGCCAUCUGUCUUGACGGUGCCGAUCGUAGAGAUCAUGACGCUCGAAGACAUGCAGGCUAAAGCUCAGAUCUACUUCGACAAAGUGCACCCGUGUUAUGGAUUCAUGGAUCCACAAGUGUUCUUCGAGCGGCUUGCUCUUCGUUGGAACCGCUUAGAAUUAUGGAACAUCUUCGACAGUACCAUCGCGGGUGUGGUGGCUAUUGGUUGUUUCUUCUCCAACCAGCAAGCGACUAUUCCUGAGCUGCAUCUUGUGCGGACAGCGCGCCACAUCUUGGAGAUGCAAAAUCUCGCGGGUCCUCCCUCGAUUGACCUCUUGACAGGCUGGACUCUACGUUCAAUUUACCUGCGUAUGACAGACACACCGCACUCAACAUGGAUCGCAAGCUCCACUUUGAUGCACCUCAUAGAAGCAGCAGGGCUCCAUCCAGAGCCUCAAUCGGUCUUGCCAGCUCGAGUGCAAGGCAACACAGAUAUCCAGAGGCGGAUCGUUGGUAUGGCGCACCACUUGAACGUAUGGACUUCCUACGAUCUUGGCCUGUCUCGAGUCUCCUUUCAGAACAAUGAGCUGCCUACACUUCCAUCCCCUAGGCAGGGUGACUUGACCAUUGAGCUUCUUCGGCUUUUGCCCGUGUCUCUCAGCCUUGAUCCGAGCAAGACCAAGAACGAAACAGACUUGACCUCUGCUCUUUCAGAUUUGUUGCGAAGCGAUCACACUCAGCCUCCGUCAGUCAUGGCGCAGUGCAAUCUGGUUCUUUGCAUCCUCCGGCGUCUUCAUACCCAGAACUUGAACAUCUCACCCGAUGCUGCAGCAGAGGUACUGAGCCUUUUAAAAUUAGGAUUGCAGAGUGCUCGGAGCAUGGUUGCCAGCUUUUCACCGUGGCACCAUGCUGCAAACGUGCCAUUUCACAUCAUCUGUGUUCUUCUCGUCAUGGACACACGUCCAUCCCUAGCCAUGCUUCCGGAGGCGAUGGAGACCGUGAAAAUGGUUGCCAAUACUUGGGAUACUGAGACGAUGAGGGAAGCUUACAACACCGCCUGUUUACUUGUCAUGCUGCAUCAACAACGCCGAAAAGACGAUCUGGCGAUCUUUAGCGAGACCCUCUUAGAACGUCGAAAUGACGGUUCUCUUGGUUCUACCCCGUACAUUGACCCCAGCUCAGAAGAGUACUCCUGGCUAGGUGCAUUAGUCGCUGACCUGCCAGGUCUUCAGAGGGUGGAUCUCGAUCAAUUCCUUGGCGCAAAUAUACAGAGCUCAUCCUUCUUUGGUAUUUCUGACUGA
Messenger RNA from Penicillium diatomitis, 1701 nucleotides. RefSeq names its product Protein RDR1. The record is from RefSeq and is a predicted model, not a curated record. Gene Ontology annotation, molecular function: DNA binding; DNA-binding transcription factor activity, RNA polymerase II-specific; zinc ion binding. Lineage: Eukaryota; Fungi; Ascomycota; Eurotiomycetes; Eurotiales; Aspergillaceae. Gene Ontology annotation, biological process: DNA-templated transcription; regulation of DNA-templated transcription; response to xenobiotic stimulus. The transcript has a single exon. Bases 1 to 1701 code for a protein of 566 amino acids.